This is a messenger RNA of Pediculus humanus corporis (human body louse), 630 nucleotides long. RefSeq lists its product as uncharacterized. The record is from RefSeq and is a predicted model, not a curated record. The transcript is spliced from 4 exons. Bases 1 to 630 code for a protein of 209 amino acids. Gene Ontology annotation, molecular function: signaling receptor binding. Gene Ontology annotation, cellular component: endomembrane system. Lineage: Eukaryota; Metazoa; Arthropoda; Insecta; Psocodea; Pediculidae.
AUGAAUUUUUUAAUUUUAUUACUUUUGUCAAGUAGUUUUAAAUUAAGUAUUUGUAAGACAGCAGAAGAUGAGGGUGUUAAAUACGCAAAUAAAUGUGAAGUUUGUAAAAUAGUUGCUAUAGAAUUAUCCUCAAAACUUAAGGAAACCGGAAAAACUCACGAAGUUAUAGAAACAGGCUAUUCACUUGAUGAAACGAAAAAGAAAAAAACAAAAUAUCGAACUUCUGAACUGAGACUUCUUGAAACAUUAGAUAACAUUUGUGAAAGAAUACUUCAAUAUAACAUUCACAAAGAAAGACAAGAUAGCACUAGAUUUGCCAAAGGAAUGAGUCAAACUUUUCAAACGCUCCAUGGUUUGGUAAAUAAAGGAGUUAAAGUUGAAUUAGGUAUGCCUUACGAAUUGUGGGAUAAACCUUCUGCCGAAAUAACAAAUAUGAAAACACAAUGUGAAUCAUUAAUUGAAGAUUAUGAAAAUGCUAUCGAGCAAUGGUAUUAUAAUCACCAACAAAGUGUUUCUUUAGAAAAAUAUUUAUGUAGUGAUUUAGUUUUAAAAAAUGAUAGUGAUGAUUGCUUGCAUGAGACAUUAAAUGUUGCUAGUCAAAGAAAGGGAGAAACUAAUGAUGAGCUAUAA